AUGCCGCGCCAUCAGAAAUCAUUCGAUGAACAGUACCUUAAAAAUACCUACACAAUCAAAGAAGACCAUGGAUAUUCCCAUCAAGACUAUAACAGAGCAAAACAGGCCGAGAUACAAGUGCAGAGACAUAGUCGACCAGCAAGCUAUGCUGGCGAUGCAGAGUGGCGGCGAGCAAGAGAACCUCCACGACCACCUGCACACUGCUAUGUCAACCGUGUGCCUGAUGAACGCGAGCACAAUGCCCAAUAUGCCUCUAGCAGCAUGUUAGAUGAAAUAGAUAACGCUGUAAACAUUGAUGCGUUGAAGACGCGAUCUCUGCCUGCGUUCCUGCGCCCGAAACCAAGACCCCUUUCGACUGAAGAUGAUUUGCAACAGCUGUAUGCAAAGGUGAGUUUGAGCAAGAAGCACAAGAACCGUAUGCGGAGUGAGCACGCAGCUAUCAUCGCACUCAGCAAGUCACAGAGCCAGUUCUUUGAUGCAGAUGCGGUCAUUGUCUAUGACCAAAGGACAGCAUUG
This is a messenger RNA of Iphiclides podalirius (scarce swallowtail), 516 nucleotides long. NCBI's taxonomy places the organism in Eukaryota, Metazoa, Arthropoda, Insecta, Lepidoptera, Papilionidae. The record is from the annotation of a GenBank genome assembly.